Messenger RNA from Besnoitia besnoiti, 1272 nucleotides. RefSeq lists its product as uncharacterized. The transcript has 3 exons. The record is from RefSeq and is a predicted model, not a curated record. Bases 1 to 1272 code for a protein of 423 amino acids. Lineage: Eukaryota; Apicomplexa; Conoidasida; Eucoccidiorida; Sarcocystidae.
AUGGAGGACUACCGCCAGCGUCACCGGGAGGCGUAUGAGCGCCGCCUGGCGGAGCAGCGCAUGCGCGAAGAGCAAGAAAAGCUCGCGGCUCAAGCCCUGUCCUCGGAGUCUGCCUCGUCGCCCGCAACGUCUUCCUCCUCUUCGUGUGCUGGAGGGGCGUGCGCGCCGGCUCAGGGCGGCGACGCGCAGUCCGCGCCCUCCGUUUCUGUCUCCGGGUCUGCCUCCUCUCUUGCUUCUUCCGUUACGGCGCCGCCGAGUGGCGGCGCGAGCGGCGGGGCGGAUCUCCGCAACGCAGAGCUCGCGGCGCAGGAGGCGGCCUCGUUGGAAGAGGCGCGGCGCCUGCAGCGAGAGUUCGAGGCGGAGCUCGAGGGCAUUCGCCCGCCCGACGCGACCUACCAAGAGACGCUGAUUUCCGAGGAGAUUCCGUCCGCGACGCUGGCGUGGUGGCAGAAUGCAAGCUCCCUGCCUCUGGGCCUUGCGCGCUCUAGCUCCAACGCCAGCAGCCGCCGCAGCAGGAUCGAAGAGGAUGACCUCGGCACCCUGGGCGCCGCCUCGUCGCAGGGUGUCGAGGAAGACGACGCCGCGCUCGCCAGGAGACUCCAGGAGGAAGAGUACAGACGCCACAGAGGCGGCCAGGUGUCGCCGCCGUCGGUGGCGAGCCGCCGCUCGGCGCACGCGUCUCCCUCGGCAACACCGCCGCGGCCGCUGACCUCUCCGCAGCCCCUGUCCUCUCCGCAGCCGCUGACGCACUUUGGGCGGGUGUCUCCGCCGUUUGCCGCUCGCACGGCAGGGGGGAGUUUGGUGGGGGGCACGUCUUCGUUUUUCUUCUCGUCGGCCUCUGCGACGCCUCUGCCGGAGCGCGACGUGAUUGACGUCGACCGAGACAGCAACAGCGAUGUGCAGAUCGUCGCGUCCUCGCCGCCAGCGGGGGCCCGCACGCCGCCCGCGUCGGUGUCAGCGAGCCGCAGUCGCCAAAUGUCGCCAGCCUCUCUCGCGCCAGCCUCUCUCGCGCCAGCCUCUCUCGCGCCAGCCUCUCUCGCGCCAGCCUCUCUCGCGCCAGCCUCUCUCGCGCGCGUGAGACGCAGGGAAGGCGACGCAGCUGAUUCGGGUCCGCGAGACGCGCAAGACCACGCCGCGACGCGACGCGCGCCCGUCGGCGCGUCGUCCGUCGCCCCGAACGAUGCCGAGCUCUUCGCGGCGGCAGGCAUCGAUCUCGACUCAGAUGAGGCGAUCAUGCAGGCUGCCAUCGCCCAGAGCCUCGUGGACAUGUAG